GUUUAUAUUCAACCUUUGUCGUGAUUAAUUGUUAAAUUAUAAAGCAAAAGCUCACAUUGUUUUCGUUUUGCUUUUUAAAUUGUUGACUUUUAAUUAAAACCGUGUUAUGUAUAAAAUAAAUAUAUAUUAAGUGUAAGCAAUGUUUUAAUAAUGAAGUUUUUUACUUGUCACAUUUUUAUUAUAAACUAUGGAUUUUUAUUUUGUUUUUGCGCUCCUGCAAAUAAUGAACGUCAAACCGUAAGAGUAAAACGUAUUGUUGGUGGAAGGCAAGCAGCUAAACCGCCGCCUGAUGAUCCGGUAGUAUUUUCACAAAUGUAUGAUAGGGAUGCUCGAGUGGAAGGUUUUCGCCAUGAGGAAACAGGAAUUUAUAAUUUUUUGGGAAUACGAUAUGCUGAUCCUCCAGUUGGAGAAAACCGAUUUUUACGUCCCAGGUUUCGACGGUUAGAAGGUGAUAUAAAUGCAACACGUUAUGGACCACCGUGCCCGCAGCCAGACCCAUAUAAUCCCAAUAAAGUCAUAGGCAAUGAAGACUGCUUAAUACUUAAUAUUUAUACGCCACAAAUGCCUGACGAAACUACCGGUUUGCCUGUAUAUGUUUGGAUCCACCCUGGCGGCUUUCGGCAAGGAUCUGCAGCACAAUAUGAUGCUCAGCCGUUAGCGCAAAAUGGAAUGAUUUUCGUUCCUGUACAAUACCGUUUAGGUACCCUGGGAAUUGUUGGAGACGGAUCUAAAGAAUUCGGUGGAAACUUAGCAAUGCUUGAUAUGACUGUAGCCUUGAGAUGGGUGACAGAUUACAUAUCUUUUUUCGGCGGCGAUCCAAAGCAAAUGAAAGUUAUUGGACAUGGAUCUGGAGCUGCUAGCGCGAUGUAUAUGGGUGUAUCCAGAUUACCAAGAAGUGGUGAUUUGACUGGUAUAGUGUCAAUGUCCGGUUCAGCCUUAUCACAAUACGCUACCGAUGAAGAGCCUGUUCAAACAGUAGAAGAAAUAGCUGAGCUAAAUGAGUGUCCUACAAGCAAUAACAUAGAAAUACUCAAAUGUUUAAGAAGUCGGUCUGUAGAAGAUAUUAUUAAAGCAGAUUCGCAAGUCGAAACGGAACGACUUCAUGGAAGAGCUAUGGUUAAAGGAAUUGCUGGCAGCAGUGCUUUUCAACCACAUGUAGAAGUACCCGAUGACGACCGAGCCUUACCAGGAUUUUUGACAAUUAAAGCCGAGUCUAUUAUUAAAAACGGAGAGUUUUCUAAAGUUCCAUUACUCAUUGGAACCGCGAAACAUGAAACUGCGAACGGAAUUGCAAUAGCAACAUUGUCAAAAAUUUAUGGCUCCUUAGAUAAAUUUCUUGGGUCGAUGAUGGAUUCUAUAAACAAAUUGAAGAGCUUUUUGGCUAUUGACAAGAUAACUGGUGAAAUUUUAAAACCGGUAUUACCUGGUUUGGAAGGUAUUUCAAUCGAUCUAAAUUCUUAUUUGAAAGUGCCAACUUCUCUAUCGCCUGCAGAGAUAUUUCAAAAGCUUACAGAAACUACCACCGACGUUCUUUUCAAUUUGCCAGCAGUUCUUUCAGCUGAGAAUUGGAGUAAAGUUGCUCCAGCCUAUUUAUAUAGUUUUGAUUUUAAAGGAAAUGUCUCCAAAGGCAUAAACUUUCUCCGAGGUCUACCCAUCGUAUCUGGUGAUCAGCAAACAAAUUAUACCGGCCAUGGUGAUGAACUUGGUUAUUUAUUUGAAACAAAUGACAUUUACGGAAAUCCUAUAGCAAACGCAAAACUCACUGAAGAAAAAGAUUUAAAAGUUCGCAUAAAUUUUAUUUCGGUUCUAAAACAAUUUUCAAAAAUGAAUUCUGAAACAGAAACUGAUUCAAAAAGUCUAUUUCAAAGAUUUACCGGAAAAGGAGCACCUUUCUUGGAAAUUUCUGAUUCAUUAACAUUCUCAAAUAAUUUUAGAUUUUGCGAGCUAUCCAUAUAUGGAGCACCUUUACAAGCUUUACAAUCAACUACUUGCUCUGGGUUAAAUACAAUAUUGGGUGGGCUUCACAAUGCUACUGGAACUUUAAAAAAUCUAGGCUCCUCAAUUACCAAUCCUCUUGGAGUAGGAGGAAGUGGUUUCAAUUUAGAAAAACCCCAUCCAAGUAAAAGACCUGCUGGUUUAGGUGGAAUUUUAGGUUAGAUGUGAUAUGCGAAGCAUUGCUUUUUUUGUGACGUUAUCUUAAUAAAAUACGCAGAACGGUUUCGCAUUCUGCAGAAAUUGAUUAAAGUUUUUUUGUAAUAUUUUUUGCUUAUUAGUUUAAAAUAUUUUAAAAAUCAAACUAUAAUAAUAAUAACUUUAUUAAAUUUGCAUAAAAUAAAUAAUUUGAAUAAAAAAGCCGUGAAUUUUAAAAAUAAAAUUUUUUAUAAAAU
This is a messenger RNA of Condylostylus longicornis, 2387 nucleotides long. Its product is annotated as carboxylesterase 5A. NCBI's taxonomy places the organism in Eukaryota, Metazoa, Arthropoda, Insecta, Diptera, Dolichopodidae. The coding region runs from base 151 to 2157 and encodes 668 amino acids. The transcript is spliced from 3 exons. The record is from RefSeq and is a predicted model, not a curated record.